Molecule: messenger RNA, 732 nt
Organism: Panicum hallii
Lineage: Eukaryota; Viridiplantae; Streptophyta; Magnoliopsida; Poales; Poaceae
Product: syntaxin-52-like
Exons: 7
Coding region: 1-732 (243 amino acids)
Biological process (GO): intracellular protein transport; vesicle fusion
Cellular component (GO): SNARE complex; membrane; endomembrane system
Molecular function (GO): SNAP receptor activity; SNARE binding
Source: RefSeq, a predicted model, not a curated record
AUGCUUCCAAUCACAAACCCGCACGGAGGUGAUGUUCGAUCGUCGUCUUCCCCGCUGGACCAGUGGACGAAGCGGUUCCAGGAAGCCGAGCGGCUGGUGGACGACGUCGUGGAGCGGAUCGCCGAGAGGGAGUCCGUGCCGCCGUCGCUGCGGCGGGAGCUGCAGCGCCGGACCGCCGAGAUCCGCCGCAAGGUCGCCAUCCUCGGGACCAGGCUCGACAUGCUGCGGGAGGACUUGUCCGAUCUGCCAAAGAAGCAAAACAUAAGCUUGAAACAAUUGGGCAAGCUAGCCGAGAAGCUCUCCGGUCUGAGCUCCAAGGCGAAGGAAGUUGGCGGGCAGUUCACCGUGAAGUACUCGUCCGACAGGAACGACUUGUGUGGAUCGAGCGAGAAGAGCGCAAAGAUAGAUGUGAACAGCAUUGCCGAUAUGGACAACCGUGAGAUGGUCAACUUGCAGAGAAAGGCCAUCAAAGAGCAGGAUUCUCAACUGGAGAUUCUGGAGGAGACCGUUGUCAGCACGAAGCACAUUGCGCUGGCGAUUAACGAGGAGCUGGACCUGCAAACUAGGCUGAUUGACGACUUGGACGAGAGUGUUGAAGACACAAGCACUCAACUAGAGCGUGCGAUGAAGAGGCUGAAAAAACUGAACAUGCGCAUGAGGAAAGGCGGUUCUUGCUGGGGCAUAGUCUUGUCGGUCAUCGCCGCUUCCGAGCGGUACAAUAUUGUAGUCUGA